AAAUAGCCACUUCACUUUACACAAAGACUUAUUGCACACAUCCUUGUUAAAUCCUAGACAGUAAAAUCUCUUACCACAUUUCUAGAAAGGUAAUACGACGAAGUUAAAUUUGUCUACUAGUCUUCUUCACAAAAAUAACCCCAAGAAAAUAUUUUGUUGUUCAUAAUACGGUAGUGCACAGAUAAGAAAAAAACGAUUAUAAUGCUCUGACUCUACUUGAACGUUCUACGGACAAGGAUAAACAAAUAUAAAUAGCUAAAGAUAAACGAUAGAUACCUAAAUAUAUGUUUUGCAGUUUGAUUAAUUGAAGGCGGCAUAAAACUUAAAUUAAUACAGGGGUCACGUAUUAAUAAGUCCUUGUUACACUAAAUCGGGACCCUACAUUGAAGUGGGUGUUGUUGGGCCUCCGCAGACUAAAAAUUCGCUACUCUCUACUUACACUCCAAGCCUUAAAUUAAAGGGGUAACAACUGUUAAUGAUGCCUUCGUCAAUCAACAUCAAUAAAUUUUCUUAUUACUAUUGUGCGCAUAAUUAGAUACCCCUAAUUAGUUACUCAUUUCCUAAUUAUUACCCUUACAUUUCAAACAAAAAGGACUUAAUUUAUCAUAUUAAGUAUUCCUUAUUUAAGCAUCAUUAUCUACACUAAUAGCCAAUUCAUUUUCAUCUUUCCCUACGCCCAAAAGCUCAUUAGGGAUUCUCAUUAUUUCAACAGAUAGUGCAUAGUAAGAACAAACACAUGCCAUUAUUUAGAGUUUUAGACCUCGAUACAUCCAGUCCCCGUUUACACAACGCAAAAUAAGGUUUAUCGUAAGUCACGACCCCAGAUAGUAUGGGGCCAAUUUAUCUUAUUGUGGUCAGUUAUUCUUGAAACAUUGUUCGUUAAACAUGAAGUUACUGUGGAUGUUUGUGGUUUUGCCAACGGUAUUAGGUCAAGUUGGUUUUGGUAGAUCCUAUCUCAAAAACUCUCGCCUGUGCCACCAAUGGACCUGCAUAAGCACAAAGCUAGGUCUAUCAGACUCCCUCCCUACCAAAGACCAAGCUGAAGAGGCUCUCAGACGUCUGCUACCCACGGGACCCUGGCAAGAUGUCGUGGUACCGGCCCUGGACAACUGCUACGGGAACAGAACCAGAAGGUACACGAACACGUGUCCUGGACAAGCUCUGAUGCAUUGCGUCGUGGAUCAAAUGAUUGAGAACUGCCCAGAAUCGAGUUGGAGGAAGGAUGAUGGAUGUUCCCCUGUUUCAUCGCUGGCUGGAUUGAAACACAUGUUUGCCCAAAGCCGUUAUGCAGACUUGGAAAAGAAUCUGCCAAAAGACCGUCGUCCAGGGUGGUUUUUGAAAAAUUACUUCGACUCAAAAUGCUGCGACCUGCCAAUGAUAUUCAACACGUCGGUGCUUGAGCAUUGUGGCUUCGUAUCCUUCAUGAGCUACGACAUUCACGACCCAAGAUAUGCUGAGAAGAAAAAUGACGAAUUAACGACAAGUACUAUCGCACCGGUAUCUGACGAUGCCACUAAGGUUCACUUCGUGGACUUCAACCAGAACCAACCAAUGCCGCCAGCAUAUGAAGAAGCUAACGAUAUCACUGAUCCCUUAGACUGUUGUGAGAUGACGAGCUUCAUCCAGCCAAACUGGAGAUCUGAGUGCGGCUUCCAGCUUAGCUGGGGCGGGUCAGAGAGGCUGGUCGUCUCGAACAAUACCCCCAACUUCUAUCAGACUACUGAAGCUCCUGACACUACUACUACAGUUAGACCAGAUGUUAAGGAUCUGAUGUUGGUACCCCAUUCUUGUGAAAAAGAAGAAUGCGUUUUCCGGCAACUUGGCAUCAUACAUGAGUCAGGGGCUCUCAACAUUGAUGGCUACAUGAAGAUGUUACUCAACUUCACCGACGCGCAUCCCGCUUGGAGCAAGGCUAAAGGGCGCGUCUUAACCAAGUGCCUUCUGAGGCCUGUGCCUCGGGAGUACGAUGCUGGAUGCGAGAUAAACAACAUUUUGAGCUGUACUUUAGAUGUAUUGACUGAGAACUGUCCAUACAAACAAAAGACUGGUGUUUGCAAGCAUGGUAAACAUGAUGCUGGAUGCCAGAUCAGUUCUUCUAAAUUCAGACCUAAAAACCGUCGCCCCAUUUGCCUGCUACCAGAACUAAUUCACCGCGAUCACCUAACCCAGUGCGGCUUGGAGUCAUUAUACAAAGCUGAACAUAUUCCAGUAUUCCCCAAACAAAGGAAACACGGCUGGUUUGCCAAUAGAACUAUUAUGUGCAAAGUAACCACACCUCCAACCUCGUGUCUCAUGAACAAAAUGGGCGUCAUGAACAAGUACAACUUCAUAGAUUACUUCAAGAUGAAGGACAGGAUCCGUCAGUUCAGCUUCAACCAGGUUGAGUGGGCGGCCUUAUUGGAUGUGUAUAUGAGUGCCUUCACUAAUGUACCCAUGUAUGGAGAGUAUUGCAACUCACAGAAGAAAUUGUUGAAUGUACUCGAUGCUAUGUUGAUGACAUGCCCAAUAACUAAACGCAAGAACACAGCGCAGUGCAACAAAAUCUUUAUGGACAUGAUACAUACCACGCCAGUUGACAACCAAAACAUCACUCGGGAAAAACUCGACGAAAUAAUGAAGCACUACCACCACGUAUUCAUGCCAAACCAGCCAACACCUUCGAAAUUCGGCAAGAUUACACGAAAGAAACAUUCAAAGAUUAUCAAGAACCCGAUCUUCCAAUUUGGGUUGUUAGAUUCUCAGAAUGCCCCUUCAGUUAAUGUAAUAGACUUGAAGCCUGUACCAACAGCGAAUACGUUGAUUCUUAGACCAGUGUACAUGCGUCCGAAUCAUGGAAAGGGUCCUUUGCAUCACGAUGCUAUGUUAAGAGGUGGCAUGGUGAGUCUGCCAGCUCCUCAGAAACCCCUUUCGACUUUACCAACGUAUCCUGAGUACCGUACAAAUUUACUACCUCCUAGACGGCUAGUGUACACUAAGCCGACAGUUGCAAGUACAACAACAGAUGUUCCUAUUCCUUUAGUUUACACGACCCCUGAGGCUCAGUCUACGACCCCAGCUGCAUGGGAAAUGUGGAAACCAGAGUAACUGAUUAAGAGACUUACGAAAUAAGAUAAUAAUGGGUUUCAAUGAUUUUAAGUCGUUAACGAGAGAGUCUUUUUAAGUAAGUGUUUUAAAACCUUCGCAAGGUUUUUCAGGUUUUAUAUAAUCGAGGUGAAAUAGUCUCUGAAGGUUAAAAGAAAACAAAUAUUGAAGCAAUAUGAAAAAAAAUAUUUAAUACAAUCAUAAUAUGUACUGCCUGAGUAACUAUUGUACUUAAAUUAUUUCUUACUACUCUAUCAUAGCUAUAAGUAAUUGUUUCAUUUAUAAUUUCCACCAUAUUUUAUCGUCAGUCUUAAGAAAAUUUUCAAUAAUUUGGCCAAGUUUUAUUUUGACAUUCAAAAUGUUUUUUUAUUCUGUAGCGAUUGAAACGGCGAAGGCCACUGCAAAAUUAUUUUACAAUUUUAUGUGUGAUAUAUUUUCUAGUUACUUUUAUAAAAUUGUAACUUAAUUAAAUUAUGAAUGUAACAAAAACAUUUAAUAUUACAUUACAUAGAUUUAAAACCAUUAUUAUAAAUUAAUAAACACUUGUUUUACAUACUGUGACAAAUGUACGGCUAUGCACUUUUAAGGAUUCAAAAAUAAAUAAAAUUAUUUA
Trichoplusia ni (cabbage looper) is the source of this 3694-nucleotide messenger RNA. RefSeq lists its product as uncharacterized. Lineage: Eukaryota; Metazoa; Arthropoda; Insecta; Lepidoptera; Noctuidae. Bases 886 to 3084 code for a protein of 732 amino acids. The transcript has 14 exons. The record is from RefSeq and is a predicted model, not a curated record.